AUGGGAGAUAUGAAGUUGCAGGUUGAUCAGCUUGAGGAACUGAUAAAUUCUUGGGACAUAAAUGAAGAAGAUGUGCACCUUUCUAGUUCUGACUAUGAGUCAAGAAAUGAAGAAAAAUCUAAGCAUGCUUCUCUUUCUUUGAAUAUUUCCAGAAAGUGGGCACAAAGAGCAAAGGACAACUGGGAAAAGAAUGCAGAGAAAAAUUCCAAAUAUCUUCAUCAACUUGCUUCCUUCAAAUAUAAUUGUAACAACAUCAACUGUUUGAAUAUUAGUGGAAAUUUGUGUUAUGAUAAGGAGAAGAUAGCUACUGAAGCAACAAAUUUUUAUACUUCUUUAUUCAUGGAAGAUUUCCCUAUAAGACCAAGCUUUGAUAACAUUGAAUUUCCUUCUAUUUCUCUUCAGGAAAGUAUUUCUCUUGAGAAGCCUUUUUCUAAGGAGCAAGUUAAGAAUAUCAUAUGGCAUUUUGGCUUAAACAAAGCACAUGGUCCUGAUGGCUUCACAAUGGAGUUUUUUAAAGCUGCUUGGGAGGUAAUUAAAUCUGACUUAAUUCUUGUUAUAAAGGAGUUUGAAACUAGAUGCUCUCUUGCUUGGGGAGUUAACUGUACCAAUCUUAAGUUGCUUUCUAAAACUAAUGGUGCAAUUUCUCUUAACAACUUUAAACCUAUAAGUUUAAUUGGAGGAAUACACAAGAUUUUAUCCAAAUUAUUGGUUGAGAGAUUGAGAGUUGUUUUCCCUUCAAUUAUCACAAACUUUCAAGGAGCUUUUAUUCAUGCAGAAAAUGAUCUUCUCUCUGGCUUCCAAGUAGCCACUAAUGGAACUACUGUUAAUCAUCUACAAUUUGCAGAUGACUUAAUAGUUUUCUUAUAUGAUUCUGAAGAACAAAUCACUGCUCUGAAGAACAUUUUGUUUGCUUUUCAACUGGUGAUUGGGUUAAAAGUGAACUUCAGUAAAAGUGCAGUGAUUGGUAUUGGUGAUGACAACAAUGAAGCUCUUUGUACUUCAGUUUUUGGUUGUCAGCUUGUAGAUUUUCCAAUAAACUAUCUGGGAAUUCCUUUGGGCAUUGUGAAAUCUCUAGAGAAUAUCAUGAGAAGGUUCCUUUGGGGUUCUUCAGAUACUUCUAAAAAGAGAAGUUGGGUGGCUUGGUCAAAAGCUAAUAUUUCAAAAACUAAUGGUGGCAUUGGAAUUAAGAAGUUAAAGCUAGUUAAUAAGGCCCUUCAUUGCAAGUGGAUUUGGAGAUAUGGCAAGGAGAAAGAUGCUCUUUGGAGGAAAUUAAUCUUUGAGAAAUUUGGAGGUAACCCACUUUCUUUUUUCCCAAACAACAACUCUAAACCAAUAAAACAUAGUUUAUGGGCAGGAAUUUUGAAAGCAAGAGAUUAUGUUAAAGAUAACUCCACUCUAACAGUUCAUAAUGGAAAUAACAUUCUUUUCUGCUUUGAUUUUAAGAGAGAUCUAAAGGAAGCUGAAGUUGGAGAAAUUGCUCAUCUUACUCAGCUGCUUGAUGGCUUUGCUCAAACUAUUCAUUCUUGUAUGGCUGAAGAUACAAGAAAGUGGGAUUUUGGAGAUGAAUUUUCUGUUUCCAACUGUUACUCUUCCCUUGAUGUGGAUGGUUUCCUAUAUUUUCCUCAUAAACAGAUUUGGAAUCCUAAGAUAUCAUUGAAGGUAUCUUUUCUGGUUUGGACUUUAUGUCGUGAUGGUGCUCCAACAUUGGAUACUCUUCUCAGAGCUGGAUUAGUUAAUGACAGACAGUACAUUCUUUGUUCUGCAGAGGAGGAAACUCAAAAUCAUUUGUUCUUGCAGUGCCCUGAAACUAGAAAACUUUGGAAUUAUUUUCUGGAGAGCUUUGGUGUUAAAUGUGUUUUUCAGAGACUGUGA
This is a messenger RNA of Papaver somniferum (opium poppy), 1872 nucleotides long. RefSeq lists its product as uncharacterized. Lineage: Eukaryota; Viridiplantae; Streptophyta; Magnoliopsida; Ranunculales; Papaveraceae. The record is from RefSeq and is a predicted model, not a curated record. The coding region runs from base 1 to 1872 and encodes 623 amino acids. The transcript is spliced from 4 exons.